UUAAUCUCUUGAUUUAACAAGUUUCGUUUCAGGAAUGUGGCUGUAAAUCACUUGGGGGAAGCUUCAGACAGUAUAAAGCACAGUGAUUCAGCUUAGGUUACACUAGCAGGGUGAAGUUUAGGAGAUCCCUCCUUUCCCUCCCAGGCCCAGCUGUUUUCACAUUUCUUUAUUUAAAUCUUCAUGAUACCUUACCCCUUGCGCAGCUGCCUGCUCUCUUUCUCUUUCUCUUUCUUCUCUAAAGGAAAAAAGGAGAUUUACAAAGCUAAAAGAGAAGUGUUUUAAUGCCCAACAACCGCCUUUAACCCUUCUCUUUCUUAUAUCUUGUAGCAGAGGUUUCCUUUUGCCUGUUCACAACUAGAAGGAAAAGUUCCAGCUUCUCUCUCUUCUCUCUCUCGCUGUUGCUGGCUUUCACAGUUCAGUUUCUUAGAUCUUUUCAAUCUUCAACCUUCUUCUCUUGCUUUAAGGAUGAAUAAACAAGAAGUCAUGAAGAUGCAGACAUGGGUUCUCAAAGUGAAUAUACAGUGUAGUUGUGAUGGCUGUAAGCAGAAAAUAAAGAAACUAUUACAGAAAAUUGAUGGGGUGUAUUCUACUAGUAUUAAUGCAGAGCAAGGGAAGGUAACAGUGGCAGGAAAUGUUGAUCCUGCUAUACUUAUCAGGAAGCUUGAGAAGUCAGGGAAACAUGCACAGCUAUGGGGGGCUCAAAAGGGUUCAAACAAUUUCCCAAACCAACUCACCAACCAGUUCAAGAACUUGCAUCUGGACGGUGGCAAAGGUGGGAAGGACAACAAAUCUCAAAAGGGUGGUGGGAAUAACCAGCAAAAAGGUGGGCAGCAGCUUAUGCAACAAAUGAAAGGGUCUAAAGACCAGAAAUCUGUCAAGUUCCACUUGCCUGAGGAUGAUUUAGAUUAUUCUGAUGAUGAUUAUGAUGAGUUUGGUGAUGAGUUCGAUGAUGAAUUUGAUGAUGAGUUUGAUGAUGAUGAGGAGGAAUUCGGCCAUGGCCAUGGCCAUCAUAUGCAAAACAAGAUGGUACUUGAUGGAAAGGGCCAUGGGCCAUACGGACCCAAUGGCAUGAUAAAUGGUACAGUCAUGAAUGGUAAAAAGGUGUGGGGUGGGGAUAAUGGCAAGAAAGGAGGAGUCAUUGAUCUACCUAUAGGAAUUAAAGGCAUGGGGGAAAACAAAGACGGGAAGCAUGGUAAUGGAGGAAAGAAAGGAGGUGAAAGAACAAAGGAGGGAAGCAGGGCAAAGGGGGAGGAGAUAAAAAUGGAAAUCCUUACAAUCAACAUACCUGGCCAUGAUGAUGAACCAAACAGCGUGCAAAUGGGAAUGGAGUAUGCACCGAUGAUGUAUGCACAACAGUAUCCCUAUGCAAACUAUGGGCCACCUCCAAUGCAUGCUGCAAAUUCUGAAUCUUAUGCUCAUUUCUUUAGUGAUGAGAACACAAACAGCUGCAGUAUCAUGUAAAAUUUUCCUCCUAGAUUAGUGAUGUUUUUCCAUUUUCUCCUUGGUUAUUGCUUCUCUAGGUUGCUUUAUACAAGCUUGCAAGGUUCAUGAAGACAUUGGCUUAUGUUUCUUGCCAAGAGGAAAUUUUUCUUCCUGUAUAAUCAAAUCCUUCAAAACUCUUCUUUCUCUC
Theobroma umbraticum is the source of this 1630-nucleotide messenger RNA. The record is from RefSeq and is a predicted model, not a curated record. NCBI's taxonomy places the organism in Eukaryota, Viridiplantae, Streptophyta, Magnoliopsida, Malvales, Malvaceae.